This is a messenger RNA of Bipolaris victoriae FI3, 450 nucleotides long. RefSeq lists its product as hypothetical. The transcript has 4 exons. The record is from RefSeq and is a predicted model, not a curated record. Bases 1 to 450 code for a protein of 149 amino acids. NCBI's taxonomy places the organism in Eukaryota, Fungi, Ascomycota, Dothideomycetes, Pleosporales, Pleosporaceae.
AUGGAGCUUAUAAGACACUUUAAGAGUCUAGCAAAGAGAGGCCUUCCACCUACAAGAGAGGCGACACAAAACUCUGCUUCACAGAUAGCUAAGGAGGAGGUGGGAGAAGGGUGGGUGACACGCUUCCUGGCCAGGAACAACAACCACGUCAUAUCACAAUGGACUGUUGGCAUGGAUAGUAAUACACCAAGAAACCUCGCAAUAAUAACUGUUGUCGCAGAGGCGCUCUACUUCCUACCUGCGCCGCUUGCUCGCAGCCAGGGUCGGGUACAAACGCUUGAUGCAUACUACGCCGAGGCGCGUCACCCGUUUCCGCAGCCGAGUCGUGCAAUCGCGCUUGUCAAAUCGCGUGAAUCUGCCCCAAAGUUGGAGGAAAUCAUGGUAAAAUCGGAGAUUAGAUGCGGCUUUGAUACAGGAUUGGACCUAGCGGAGCCGAUCAAUAUGGAGUAA